Peronospora matthiolae is the source of this 1362-nucleotide messenger RNA. NCBI's taxonomy places the organism in Eukaryota, Oomycota, Peronosporomycetes, Peronosporales, Peronosporaceae. The record is from the annotation of a GenBank genome assembly.
AUGAUGCAUCAUUGCAACGAAGUCCUCAACAUCAGCGCGAAGCUCAGCAGCAUCGGCGCCAAGAUGGAGGACGAGGACGUGGCGAUCUGCUUGUUGCGCAGCCUUCCCAAGAGCUACGAGAACGUCGUUCUCAACUUGGAGAUGAGCAGCGCGGAACUGCGAUCGCGAGACGUCGUGAGAGUGCUCACGAAUGAGCACAUCAAGAGGCAAGGUGACAAGACGACAUCGGUGAAGACUGAAGACGCGGCGAAGGCGUUCAGUACCGAGCGUGAACCUCGCCAGUGUACAUACUGCGGAAAAUUGGGGCACACGGCGGAGCGGUGCUGGACCAAGCAGAAGGACGAAAAUCAAGGUGGAGCUCGACGCGGCGGCAACAAUGCUCGUGGACGCGGAGCCAACAACGUUCAGUGGCGAACCAACAACAACAACAACGACGACAACUACGAUCGAGUUGCGUUCGCGGUUUCGCUGGAGGCUGGACUUUCGACGGGCAAGAAUAUGCCAGGGAUGUGGGCAGUCGACAGCGGUGCGACGCAUCACAUCUGCAACGACAAGGCCAAGUUUGCAAGUCUGAAUGAGCGAGAGGAAGGCGAACUAUCAGUGGCUGAUGGCAGCAAGGCUGCGAUCAAGGGUGUGGGAACCAUCAUGGAACGGGUGGUUCUGCCCAAUGGUGACGAACACGACAUCGAGAUCAAGGACGCACUGUUCGUACCAAGUAUGAGCAAGAAUCUGCUUUCGGUGCCACAGAUCAACAAGGGUGGCAGGUUCCAAGUCGUGUUCGAUGGAUCCAAGAUGCAAGUGAAGCGCAAGAAUUCCACACAAGUCGUGGCAACAGCGGAUCUCGUCGAUGGACUUUACUGGCUGCGGACUCCUCAACGAUCGGCAAAUGCAGCAACACGCAAUGGGACCAUCGACUUGCAUGCGCGCAUGGGUCAUGCACCCCUCGAAGUUCUGCGCAAGAUGGUGGCCACUGGCAUGAUCAAGGACGCCAAGGCACCUCUCAACUCGACUAGUCCAAGUGUGUGUCGCGGUUGCCAGCAAGGAAAGAUGGUCCAAAAACCAUUCCCAACCAACCGUGACAAACGCCAAUAUGGUGUGUUCGAGUUGCUGCACUUCGACAUCUUCGGGCCAAUGGAACAAGUCUCGAUCGGCGGCAGCAAAUACUUACUGCUUGUGGUUGACGAAGCUAGCGGUUGCAUGAAGGGCUUCUGUCUGCGGUCCAAGUCUGAGAGUGAAGACUGUAUCAAGAACCACAUCAUCAAGAUUCAAACUCAGUUCGGCACGAAGAUCAAGUUUGUUCGGCACGAUGGAGCGCAUGAGUUUGCGACCAACUCCUUCAAGACCUUCUACGAAGUGUUGUAA